This is a messenger RNA of Musca vetustissima, 627 nucleotides long. RefSeq lists its product as uncharacterized. Gene Ontology annotation, molecular function: phosphatidylinositol bisphosphate binding. Gene Ontology annotation, cellular component: membrane. NCBI's taxonomy places the organism in Eukaryota, Metazoa, Arthropoda, Insecta, Diptera, Muscidae. The transcript is spliced from 4 exons. Bases 1 to 627 code for a protein of 208 amino acids. The record is from RefSeq and is a predicted model, not a curated record.
AUGUGGCAAUUUUUCGAUUUGGAGGAACAAUAUCGCCGCUUCCCCACCAUAAAACGUGACGAAGUACAAAAACUUCUAGAAUGGCUGAAUGGCCAACCGCAUCUACCUCAGCUAACCGAACAAGAGGUACUGCUCUUCUAUCAGGCAUGUAAUCAUCAAAUGGAAUAUACCAAACAGGUGAUCGAUGAUUCGUUUACAUUUCGCACCCAUAAUGAAGAUUUCUUUGGUAAUGUCGAUACGGAUUCGCCGCAAAUGUUGCAGGCCAUGGAAACGGUUGCCGGAUUCCCAUUGGAAAAACGUUCGCCCGAGGGUUGUGUUGUAAUUUUGGGUAAAUUAAUCGAUACCGACUCGUCGAAAUUUGAUUUUGUUGGAGCCAUGAAACUCUAUUGCCUCGGCCAGGAUAUGUGGCUAUUGGAGAAUGGUCUUACCACGGGACUUACAUUUGUCUUUGAUUUAACCGGUUAUUGUUUUGGUCAUUUGGCUCGUAUCGGAAGCAAUACCGAUCCGCCUGGCCAGUAUACAUAUUGUCAAUGCCGGUACCCUGAUCGAAACAUUAAUGGCAAUGUUAAAUCCAUUAUUGAAACCGGAAAUCAAAGAAGCUUUCCAUGUCCAUACAUCACUGGAUAG